AUAGGAUUGACGGUCCAUUUUAAUAGAAGAAUAUGUGCACCUUAAAUUCUGUCUGUAUACGUUAUAAAUUUACCCGAUUGCAAUGUUUAUUUUUUGUUUUCGCAACAUGAGUGACCCAAAAACUUGCCAAAAAUCGACACGACGGAAGGUUAACUUGUGCAGCAGACGAUCAAAAAGUGAAAGUUAUAACAGUGGAUUCUGUGACUGGAGCUUUUUUGUCUGCCAGUGUUCACCAUUCAGACACAUCGUCAACAGGAGACUCGGUGGAUGGUAGCCUGUCUCUUUUCAACAAUUUUCAAAAUGAUGAUGUUACCUUAGUGAGUGAACAAGUUGAAGGAAAUGGUGUUGUUACAACAAUGCUAUCAGGUGUAAACAACAGCAUGGUGUCUGGGUCAGACAGUGUCAUCAGUGUGACUCCACAACAGUUUCAUGAUCUGAAAUCUUCUGUGAAUUCAGUUUCUUCACCUCAGGUGAUAAUUGUUGAUGCAAAUGAUAGGACAUCUUUGCUUGGGAAGAGGCCUUCCACUGGUGUUAUUUCUCAGACUUCACUUGCAAACAAAAUCAUCAUAACAAAGCACCAUAAUCCUAGUCAGGCACUUGUGGGAACACAAGGGGCAAGUGGCCAGUCAACAGGGGCUGAUGCCACCAGCCCACAAACACCCACCAAAACUAUAACCAUUUCACAGCCAGGUGUUUCUCCAAUGAAAGUUGUGACAGUCACUCAAGUGCCUGGAAGAACACCACCCAAAAUUCCAAUACAUAGAGUGCAAAUGCCGAUGGCAAGGACUCCUACUAAGAUAACUAUGAUUCCACGCUCUCCACAACGGAUAGCUCCAGCCUCAGUGGGACAUGCAGUGAUAAGUAACACUAACAAUUCAACAGGGACUAUUACCUUAUCCCCAUCAAAAGUUAUUCACCAACAAGGAACAGUACAUGUGAUACAGAAACAAAUCCAGCCAUCACUCGGUGGUGCUACUGUGAUGACGCUACCUCGGCAACCCAACGCUACUCCCAUUGUUAGACAGGGGGUAUCACAGAUACACGUUCCUGGAAACAAAUUCCAGUACAUAAGGCUUGUGAAUCCUUCAAACUCAAAUUCAAUUUCUCAAGCCCAGUUAGUCGCAGUAACGGCAGCUGGUGUACAAGCACAGCCAAUGAAGAUCACAAUGCAAGCACAACCAAUUACACAACUGGUUAACACGAGACCAGUUGGAACCACUUCUGUACAGAGGAUUAUUCUUCCAGCCACCCAAAGCCAAGUGUCUAUACGACCCGCCCCUGUGAUAAACCCCUCUCCUGGGGGCCCGCAUAUUAUUCGCACCACCCUUACUGCCACCAAUCAGGGCAGCUUGCAGCACGUGGCAGGGGCUGGUGGGCCCACCUUCCUGACCUCGGGGGCCGCUGGUACUCAGGGCGUUCAGGGAUUCGCUCUUGUUCCAGCUUCAUAUCUUACACAGAUUCAGCAGCAGAUACAAGUAAAGCCAACCACUGUCUCCACAAAAGCUGUAUCUGUACCCAAUCCAAACACCGCCCCUCAGACACAGUUGAGAGCAGAGUAUCUCCCUAUUGCCAGCAACAAUCUUGCGAUUAGUGCUUCUACAAAAAACGCCAAUGGUACCUCUGUCGAUGCCAGUGGAGCUGCCAGACCUAGAAAACCUUGCAAUUGUACCAAAUCUCAGUGCUUAAAACUAUAUUGUGAUUGCUUUGCGAAUGGAGAGUUCUGUCAUAACUGCAACUGCAAUAACUGUGCCAACAAUCUAGAACAUGAGGAAGACCGGUCACGGGCAAUCAAGUCAUGUCUGGAAAGGAACCCUUCAGCAUUUCAUCCAAAGAUUGGUAAAGGCAGGGCUGGUGAGAGGGAUAGACGGCAUAAUAAGGGCUGCAACUGUAAGCGGUCAGGCUGUUUAAAAAACUACUGCGAAUGUUAUGAAGCAAAAAUCAUGUGCAGCUCCUCAUGUAAGUGUGUUGGCUGCAAAAAUUUCGAGGAGAGUCCGGAGCGCAAGACACUGAUGCACCUUGCUGACGCAGCCGAAGUGAGGGUGCAGCAACAGACGGCUGCCAAGUCCAAACUGUCCUCACAGAUCUCAGACCUGCCUUCCCGGCCAGCUAAUUCUUCAACAGGGGAGAGGUUGCCAUUCUCUUUUGUUACGACGGACGUUGUUGAGGCGACGUGUGCCUGUCUGCUUGCCCAGGCUGAAGAGGGGGAGAGACAGAGGAUGCCCGGGGUCGUACAAGAACGCAUGGUCAUCGAGGAGUUCGGCAGGUGCCUCGUUCAAAUCAUAGAGUCAGCAAACAGAACUAAAGCUCCUGACUUGGACGAUACUGGUUGAGACUUGAGACUUUUAUUCUACAUAUAGGCAGCUUUCUCUGUUGUACUUUCUUUUAAACUUCCUGCUGCGCAGUGCUUUGUGGCCUUAUCAAGCCCAAUAUUUGUUAAGUUUUGCGACUAGUUGACAAGAAGGAAACAUCAUGGCAACCAAUUUUUGGUGAUGAAAUGAAAUGAAAAUGUGCCAACCUCUGGGUAAAUCAGAGUUGUGUAGUUGCCUAUUGCCUAACGUAUCGUCUCAGAUUAGCCUGUGCAGUCUGCACACCCUUAUCAUGGACAACACUUCCCGCUUUAAUGAAUUUUUUAUGUCCCCCACUAUAGUAGUGGGGGACAUAUUGUUUUUGCCCUGUCUGUUGGUCUGUCUGUCUGUUUGCGCCAACUUUAACAUUUUGCAAUAACUUUUGCUAUAUUGAAGAUAGCAACUUUUGGCAUGCAUGUGUAUCUCAUGAAGCUGCACAUUUUGAGUGGUGAAAUAUAUGUGGCCCAAAUCGCUUAUUUUAUAAAUACUUUUGCAAUAUUGAAGAUAGCAACUUGAUAUUUGGCAUGCAUGUGCAUCUCAUGGAGCUGCACAUUUUGAGUGGUGAAAGGUCAAGGUCAUCCUUCAAGGUCAGAGGUUAAAUAUAUGUGGCCCAAAUUGCUUAUUUUAUGAAUACUUUUGCAAUAUUGAAGAUAGCAACUUGAUAUUUGGCAUGCAUGUGUAUCUCAUGGAGCUGCACAUUUUAAGUGGUGAAAGGUCAAGGUCAUCCUUCACAAUGUCAAGGUCAUCCUACAAGGUCAAACAUCAUAUAGGGGGACAUUGUGUUUCACAAACACAUCUUGUUUAUGUAAAGGAAGUGUCCUCUCAACACAGUUUAAUCAGAAAGUGUCAUCCUUGGUUAGCCUGUGAGGACUGCGCAGGCUAAUCAGGGACCACACUUUUGACACAUUCAUUAAGCCUUGCUUUCAGAGACAGGCUCAAUUCAAUUGUAAUUUGUUUUGUGAUCUUUAACAAACUUUUUCGUGAUCUUAAUGUUAUGAUUUAAAAAAACAGAUCACACAAGUUGUUAUGCUUUCAAUUUCUGUGCUGUACCAUUUUGAGCAGUUGCUAUAGUACUUAGCUGUUUAAAAAAAAAAGAAUGAUUCAUCUUGUUUCAAGGAACAGUAUUCCUUAGGAAUGUGUUAUCAGAUUUGUUAUUUUAGCAUGUUUUGCUCCAAUACUUUAAUUAUGUAAUAGAUUGCACCUCUUAAAGCAAUAAUUAAAAAAUUAUUUACCUAAAAGUUAACAAUAAAAAUUAUAAUUGAAACAAGUUUAUCUGUAAUCACAUUUUCAAAGCAAAAUUCAACAAGAAAAUUAAACUGUUUACCUUUUAUAACAAUACAGAUUUCAUAAGCAAUUAUAUGACCUAUGAAAUUUGCAUACUUCACUUUUAAUUACAUUUUGCCAAAUAUUUAAUAUAUAGUUACACAUUAAGACAAAAAUACAGAGAAUUUCAAAUGCUUGGUUAAUUGCCCAUUUAGAACUUCCAUACUGAUAAUAGUUUCAUUCUUAACUUGUGAAAGUGUUACUGCCUAUUUCAUAUUCUGCUCUAAUACUCAUAUAACCAGAUUACAUAUUCAACAUGAUUAUUGUAUUUUAGUAGAUACCUGUUCAAAAAGUGCACAUUAUUGUUUUCAUAAGUGCUAUAAAUAGAAUAACUGGAGAUGCUUUGAAAUGCUCAAUAUGUGUAUCAUGUCUUCAUUUAUUUCUGUUGAAGUAACUAGAAUUUUUUAUUUUUAAAUAGAAUAUUUAUUUAUUAUACCCCCAAACAGUUUGAAUGAGGGUACACUGUAGUCACCAAGGUUGGUCCUUCAGAUCUUUGCCCCGGAUCGAAAGAUCGGGGGCAUACACAGUAUUGUUUUUGGCCUGUCUGUCUGUCAUCCAUUCAUUGUGUGUGUCCCAAAACUUUAACCUUGGUUAAAGUUUGGUCAUAACUUUUUGAAUAUUGAAGAUAGCAAAUUGAUAUUUGGAAUGCAUGUGUAUCUCACGAAGCAGCACAUUUUGAGUGGUGAAAGGUCAAAGUCAUCCUUCAAGGUCAAAAGUCAAAAAUACAAUCCAAGGGAAGUUAUCAGCUUUAAAAGGGAAAUAAUUUCUAAACCUGCCAAAUGAUAUACAUGUAUUGAAAUUGUAUUUCAAAGCGACACAAUAGGGGGCAAUGUGUUUCUGACAAACACAUUUGUUUUUAUGGAAAAACAGACAACUCACCUUUGGUUACAUUGCCUAGGGCUGGGUAGAAAUGCUCAAAUGUGCUAUAGCCAUUAGAUGGAUUUCUGCUAAACAUACAACAGCCCUGAAAAAUGCAGUUCAUUCACUGUUCACAUAAAAUGUUUACAAUUACCACUAAUCCUUAUUUAUCUUCCUUAUUGAAUGAGCAUUUCACAGGAGGAAUGUUAGGAGGCUCAGUAGUUUAGUGUCUAGAUUGCAAAACAAAUGCAGGAUGUGUGUGGCUUACUUGGAUGUUAAUGUCUUUGUUUGGCAACCAUACUUUGGUCUGCAUAUUUUGUGUUAACGUUUGGAUUAAUAUUCAUCAAAUGUCAAAUUCUUGGCUUGUCUACCCAUGAAAUCAAACCAAAUUAAUAUCACACAAGUAAUUAUGAUUUUGUAUUAUUUGUUAUGUAUUGUGGUAAUGCAUGCCUGUAUGUUUUUGUCUAUGACAGAACUCAUAACUGCGUUGUUAUUGAUGUGUGAUGCUUAACACAACUUUUGUAUCAUUCAUUUAUUUAUUAGGAAUUUCAUAAAUAUUGACUCAUUUACUGACUUUUGUAUAACUUACGAUUUUAAUAAUUUCUAUUAAAUAAUGAAGUUAAGUGAUUGAAUGAGUGUUAAGUAAAAACAGUUUCAGAUUUGUUAGAAUACAUUUCCAAUGGAGUUAAUGUUUAAUAUUUUCAGGAUGGAAAAUCUUAACCUUAACCCAUUUAUGCCUAGCUUCCUAAAAAAAAGGACAUUGCAAACAGCGUAGACCCAGAUGAGACACCGCAUAAUGCGGCGUCUCAUUUGGGUCUGCGCUGAUUGCUGAAAGGAGUUUCUGUUAGAAAUAUUUUAAAUAUAGAAAUAAGUAUACUAGACAUCCCUAAUUUUGGAAAUAAAUUGAUCCAAUUUUGAAGGAUGGGAGAGUCCACUGGGCAUAAAUGGGUUAAUAAAACAUAAUCAUUACCUAAAUAUUGAUUGCUAUGCUGUGAAGCUACAAUGUGUGCAUUACAUUAUCACAUGACCUGUAGAAGUUUGAAAACAUACUUAAGUUGUCAAAUGAAGUGUUACUAAAAGUAUAUUGCAAUUUUCUGUUAAUUUCAAAAUUGGGUAAUAUAUUUACGGGAAGAAAUUAAUAACUUGUGUACUGCAAAGUUGUUGCUUUGAGUAAUUGUGCAAUAUGGUGGUUUAAUUGGUGUGCCAAGUUCCUGGGUUUGUUUCUUGCUUUAUUAAUAAAUAAAAAGGAGCAUUUUAGUGUGGCCUCAUCUGUGUAUUCACAAGAAUUGUAUAUAAUUAUAUAUUUAAAUAUAUAAACUUGUAUAUUUGUACAUUUUAGUUGGGUAGCUUUACCCAAUAUAAAAAAUGGAAUAACCAGUUUUACAGCAGGAAGUAAACCCAGGAAGUUGUGGUGACUGGUUUACAUGGUUUUAUUUGCAUUGUUUGCAAAAUCCCCCUUUAGAUAGAAAUGUAAAUAAAAUGAAAAUAAAUAAACAUUGAAUAUAUGUAAA
Dreissena polymorpha is the source of this 6037-nucleotide messenger RNA. RefSeq names its product protein lin-54 homolog. The record is from RefSeq and is a predicted model, not a curated record. Gene Ontology annotation, biological process: regulation of DNA-templated transcription. Lineage: Eukaryota; Metazoa; Mollusca; Bivalvia; Myida; Dreissenidae. The transcript is spliced from 12 exons. Gene Ontology annotation, cellular component: nucleus. Bases 357 to 2330 code for a protein of 657 amino acids.